This is a messenger RNA of Knipowitschia caucasica, 2028 nucleotides long. The record is from the annotation of a GenBank genome assembly. NCBI's taxonomy places the organism in Eukaryota, Metazoa, Chordata, Actinopteri, Gobiiformes, Gobiidae.
AUGAGGGUGGGUGUGAGGGGUGGUUGGGGGGGGUGGGAAGGGAAGGGGGUUGUAGGAUGGGGUUGUGGGGGGGUGAGUGGGGGGUGUUUGAUGGUUUGGGGGGGUGGGGUGUUAGUGGGGGGGGGGGUGUUGGUUUGGUUGGGGGUUUGUGGUUUUGUGGUUUGGGGGUGGUGGGGUUUGUUUUGGGUUGUUUUUGUGGGGUGGGGUUGGGUUGUGGGGUUGUUGUUGGGUGGUGUGGGGGGGGGGUGGGGUGUGUGUGAUGUGGGGGGGGUGGUGGGGUGUAGUUGGGUUUGGGGGUUGUGGUUUGGGGGUGUGUGGUGGUGUGUGGGGUGUGGGGGGGGGGGGGGGUGGGGGGGUGGGGGGGGUUUGGUGGUUGGGGGGGUGUUGGGGGGGGGGUUGUGGUGGGGGUGGGGGGGGGGGGGUGGGGGUGGUGUGGGGGGGGGGGGGUUUGGGUGGGGGGGGUGGUGGGGGGGGGGGGUUGGUGGUGGGGGGUGUGGGGGGGUUUGGGUUGGGUGGUUGUGUGGGGGGUUGGGUGUGUGUGGGGGGUUGGUGGGGGGUGGGGGGGGGGUGGGUGGGUGGGUGUGGGGGGGGUGGGGUGGGGGGUGGGGGGGGGUGGGUGGUGGGUUGGGUGGGUGGGGGUGGUUGGUUUUUGGGGGUGGGUGUUGGUUGUGGUGGUGGGGUGGGUGUGUGUGGUGUUGGUGUUUUUUUUGUGGUUGUGGUUGUGGGGGUGUGUGUGGUGGGGGGGGGGUUUUUGGGGGGGGGUGUUUUGGGGUGGGGGGUUGUGUUGGGGUGUGUGGGGGGGGGUGGGGGGGGGGGGGGUUGGGGUGUGGUGUUUGUGUGUUGGUUGGGUGUGGUUGGGUUGUGUUGUGGGGGGUGGUGGGGUGGUGGGUUUUGGGGGGGGGGGGGGGGUUUUUUGUGGUUGGGGGUGUGUGGGGGGGGGGGGGUGGUUGGUUGUUUUGGGGUGGGGGGGGGGGGGUGGGGUUGAAGUUUGGUGGGGGGUUUGUGGGGGGGUGUGGGGGGGUGGGUGGGGGGGGUGGGGUGGGGGUGGGUGGUGGUGGGGGGUGGGUUUUUGUUGAUGUUUGUUGGGUGGGGUUGGGGGGUGGUGGGGGGGGGGGUUGGGGGGUGGGUGGUGUUGUGUGGGUGGGUGGGGGUGGGGGGUGGGUGUGGGGGGGGUUGGGGUGUGUUUUUGGUGGUGGGGGGGGGGGUGUGGGUGGGUGGGUGUGGGUUUGGGGUGGUGGUGGGUGGGUGGGUGGGGUGUUUGUUGGGGGUGUGGGUGUGGGGGGGGGGGUGGUUGUGGGGUUGUGUGGGUUGUGUGUUGGUGGGUGGGGGUGGGGUGUGUGUGGGUGUGUUGUUGGUUGGGGGUUGGUUGGUUUGUGUUGGUUUUGUUGUGUGUGGUUGGGUGUGUUGGGUUUGGGGGGGGUGGUGUGGGGUUGGUGUUUGUGGUGGGGGGUUUGGGUUUGUGUUGGGGGGGGGGUGUGUGGGGGGGGUGUUGGGGGUGUUGUGGUGUUGGGUGGUGGGGGGUGGGGGUGGGUUGGGGGUUGGGUGUGUGUUGGUGGGUUUGUUGGUGGUGGUUGGUGUGUUCUGUUGGUGUGGGGUGGUUGUUUGGGGGGUGGGGGGUGUGGGGGUGGGUUUGGGGGGGGUUGGUGGGAGUGGUUGGUGUUGGGGUUGUGUUUGGGGUGUGGGGGGGGGGGGUGUGUGUUGGUGGUUGGGGGUUUUGUGGGGUGGGGGGUGGGGGGGGGGGGUUUGUGGUUUGUGGGUGGGGUGGGGGGUGGGGUGUUGGGGGGGGUUGGGGUGGGGGUUUGGUUUGGGGUUUGGGGUUGGGGUGGGGGUGUUUGGGGGGGGGGGGGUGUGGGGUUGGGGUGGUUGGGGGGGGUGGUGUGGGUUGUGGGGUGUGUUGGGUGUUUGGGGUGGGGUGUUGAGGGGGGGUGUGGUGUGGGUGUUGUUGUGGGGUGGGGGUGGGGGGGGGGUGGGGUUCCCCCUUGUGGGUAUUGUUUGUAUCUUGUGUUUGUCCAUGCAGAGCUACCGUAG